This is a messenger RNA of Paracoccidioides brasiliensis Pb18, 426 nucleotides long. RefSeq lists its product as uncharacterized. The record is from RefSeq and is a predicted model, not a curated record. The transcript is spliced from 2 exons. Bases 1 to 426 code for a protein of 141 amino acids.
AUGAUUCUUCCUGCAGCACCCUACCAUCCCCCAAGAAUCACCUCCCUACAAGACCACCGGCUGAAGUUUGCGUGUCAUUCAGCAGCGGCACUGUAUGCCAUCAGCAUCCCAAUCUCGAGCAUGAGAGAUAUCAAUACCACCAUCCAUACAAGUCGAUUGGCUUGUGAAGGCGAGGUCUCGGUUCUCCAGGUUGAAAAGAUAUUUCAUUGUUUCUUCCCCACCCUGAAGGCACGAAAAGCUGGAUUUUCUCUCCCACACCGAAAGGCUCGAGUACCACAUCACGUGGUAGUCUACCUGGGAACGGCGGAGCAGCCUGGUUCGGGAUUUCGAAGAGUUGAUCAAAGAAUUUCAUGCAAAAUGGAAGGACUGGCCGUCAUUGACUUCUCUGGUGGGCUACAGGCACUCCAAGCAGAAACGGAGAUCUAG